CUGGGAGUGAGGGGAGUUUAGAGGGAUAAGGUAUAAGGAUAAAAGUCGAAGUUCGAAGUCGAACUUGAAAUCCGGGAUUUUCGGGAUUGGGAGGUAUGGGCAAGAGGGUAGUCGUCCGAGAGCUGGGGAUAAGGUAUAAGGAUAAAAGUCGAAGUUCGAAGUCGAACUUGAAAUCCGGGAUUUUCGGGAUUGGGAGGUAUGGGCAAGAGGGUAGUCGUCCGAGAGCUGGGAGUGAGGGGAGUUGA
Molecule: messenger RNA, 245 nt
Organism: Meloidogyne enterolobii
Lineage: Eukaryota; Metazoa; Nematoda; Chromadorea; Rhabditida; Meloidogynidae
Source: the annotation of a GenBank genome assembly